This is a messenger RNA of Aspergillus oryzae RIB40, 1017 nucleotides long. RefSeq lists its product as uncharacterized. The coding region runs from base 1 to 1017 and encodes 338 amino acids. The transcript has 3 exons. Lineage: Eukaryota; Fungi; Ascomycota; Eurotiomycetes; Eurotiales; Aspergillaceae. The record is from RefSeq and is a predicted model, not a curated record.
AUGUAUAGUAUGAUGGCCGAAAUCUGGACGAAUGCAGGUUUCGAAAACGCAGGCCUAGUUCUCCGGUACUCACACAAGGGGGAUGACAACAUCGAGUUUGGAGAAGACGCGGGAAUGACUAUUGGCGCAGGAUUUGCCAGUAUCAUGGGUGCUUUCUUCUUGACACCCAUGGCAGGUGUCGCCGCAGGCGCGAUGACCAUUGGAGCCGGCGCCGUGGCCGCACUGGGUGGACCAACUCCAGCCGACCUGAAGUUUAACACAUAUGCAGAUCUUGGAAGGAAGUCAGCGGCGAUGCACGAUGCUAUGACCAAGAGCUUGGACACCUUUUAUAACAGUCUAUUUUUCAAGAAGCCCCCCACAGAUCCCAAUUGGGUAACCAGCCCUAAUGCCCUCCCGCGCAUCCUCAACACGGGGAACUUUGCCUCCCAUAAAAGUGUUGUCGCGCCGACGGAUGAGGAGACGAGGAAGUAUUCCAUGGUUCCGGAGAAGGAUGGGCUUGUUAAGUAUGUUGUCGCCCCACUGAUCAACAUGCUGUGGGAAAAGGACCUGUACUUUAUUGUCAAGAUAGACAACAACUCAAUCCGAAGCUCUGACGGGCGGAAGUACCACCCCUGCGACAAGAACGGAGACAUGAGCGAGAACACAGACACCACCGAUAGGAAAUGGUGCAAUCCAGAUGGCACGGCGUUUUUCUUUUAUCGUCUAGGGUCCAAUGACCAUGUCCCCAAGGGUAUGGACAAAUUGCCAGAUGACUACGGCUUCAACGGAUACGAUGUUGCACGCUCCUCCUACCUUGUUCAACGAACGACAAAUGAGUGGCAGUCCAAGGUCAACACGGACUCAUACUUCAGCUGGGUUCCCCAAACAUCUGGUACUGACAUCCCUGCAUGGCAAAUGAUGCGGUGGAACCUGCCGGUGUGUGAUCUUGCGGAGUAUGGCGUUGAAGAAGACUGUGGCUCUGGGCUUUUGUGGGAUGUGGCUAUGCUUUCACACAUAACUCCCAUCGGCCAAGGGUAA